Messenger RNA from Carya illinoinensis, 805 nucleotides. RefSeq names its product E3 ubiquitin-protein ligase RHA2A-like. NCBI's taxonomy places the organism in Eukaryota, Viridiplantae, Streptophyta, Magnoliopsida, Fagales, Juglandaceae. The record is from RefSeq and is a predicted model, not a curated record. The transcript has a single exon. Bases 115 to 606 code for a protein of 163 amino acids.
AGCGUCUUCUAUGCAGAACAUGAUAAGCACUGCACGGUCUUGUUUGGCUGCUAUAUAUCAACUGUCAUUAUUCAUGCUCAGCCCCCAGUAAUCUCGCUUUGUUUAGCUGCAACAAUGUCAUCUCUCUCUCUGUUCUUCUAUCACCUCAAAACCAUAACCCUGGUUUUGUUCACUCUAAUGCUGCUUGAAAUUAUAGUUCUCAUACGGUCUGUGAUGGGACUAAGCUCCAAGUCCGACAAACGCCUAAUCACCACCAACCAAUACCUCAAACUCAUCGAGGAAAAGAAUCCCACGACUCGUUACAGUAGAAGAUUGAGGACGGAUCAGCCUCAUCCGGCUGAGUGUGCAGUGUGUUUGUCAGAAUUCAAGGAAGAGGAAGAAAUUAGGAGGCUUCAAUGUGUGCACACGUUCCACAAGGAUUGCCUGGAUAGGUGGCUGCAGCAAUGUUCUGCAACUUGCCCACUUUGCAGGACCAAGGUUCUGCCGGAUGAGGUUGUGGCUAGUUAUCACAGGAUGCAAGAUCAGGUGGAGUAUGAUGGAAGUGAUGAGGAGGUUAUUUUCUUCUUGUCUGCAUCACAUGGCACUAGUUUUAAUAGAUUUUUCUGAAUUCUCUUCAGUCUUUAAGAGUAUAGAGGUCCUGAUCAGUUUUGUACAUAGAAGCAUGUAUGUAGGUUCUUGUUUUGUUUCAAUGUGAAAAGAGGAAAAAACAAAAAAAGAGCUUAAAUUUCAUACUGCUUCGGAUUAAUGUAUGCAUAUUGCAUACAUAACUUUAUUGAAAACAUAAGGAGAUGAAUUUCCCAGCUUA